This is a messenger RNA of Rhodofomes roseus, 591 nucleotides long. RefSeq lists its product as uncharacterized. The transcript has 4 exons. The record is from RefSeq and is a predicted model, not a curated record. Bases 1 to 591 code for a protein of 196 amino acids. NCBI's taxonomy places the organism in Eukaryota, Fungi, Basidiomycota, Agaricomycetes, Polyporales, Fomitopsidaceae.
AUGCCCGGGCGGCAUCCAAAGAAGCGGUUUGUCUCGUCCUCGGGGCGGGGAGGCAAACGUGCGAAGAGUAAAUACAGGCAGUCACAGACCUAUGUAUGGGGUAUCAUUGAUGGGGAGGGUACAUUAAGGGGUGGCGGCAGGUACAGUAACAUUGUGCCAUAUCGCAACAUGUCACCUUACUAUUCGAGUAUGGAUCCCUCUAUUGGCACUGAGCAGUAUCCGGACGUCAUAGUUGAAUGGGUACACCGAGUGGAAGCAGGUUUUGCCCAUCCCUUGGGCAUUCACACUCUGCGCUCUCAAGCCGCUCUCGAUGCGUGCCUUGCCGCUGCCACUGAACCCAAUGUGCCUUGGUCACGCACCUAUUCUACCUACUACAAACGCAUAGUCACCUAUGCUGGAGGGGUAGAAUUCUCAUGCCGUUAUGUCAACCGUGACGGACGCCGCCUCUUGUGCAGCGUACAGUUUAAUAUGUCGCAUGCAUGCCGACUGGUGCAGCUCGAAAUAAUUGCAGGAAAUGGGCAGUGGUCAUACUACGAAGAUGAAUUCCCUAUUCCCAAUGUAGCACCAAUUGAAUUCCCCAAGUACGCGUAG